This is a messenger RNA of Staurois parvus, 339 nucleotides long. The record is from the annotation of a GenBank genome assembly. Lineage: Eukaryota; Metazoa; Chordata; Amphibia; Anura; Ranidae.
AUGGUAGAUGCCAAAGGAAAGAACAUGAAAUGUCUUACUUUUUUCUUGAUGCUUCCAGAAACUGUCAAGAACCGGUCUAAAAAGGGCCCGAAAAAAGCGAGUUCCAGUAGUAGUAGCAGCAGCAGCAGCGGCAGCAGCAGCAAGUUGCCCCCAGUUUGCUAUGAAAUAAUUACAUUAAAAACCAGAAAGAAGAAGAAGAUGGCUGCUGAGAUUUUUCCUAGCAAGAAGCCAGCAAACAGCAAUUCUAACUCCGUGCAGCAAUAUCACCAGCAAAAUCUCAAUAACAAUAACACUAUCCCUUCCCCAAACUGGCAAGGACUUUAUGGGACCAUCCGAGAA